ACUAUGUAAAUCCAUAUAUGUACAUACAUACAUACGUGUAAGUGCAUAUAAAUUUAGUUAGCAUUUGUUUGUGUAAUUUUACCCUAUCAUCUAUAAAACCCAAUUUACGUAUUUUUUAAUAGUACUUUCCAUUUUCUAUAUUUCCACAUGGACAUACGAUACAUGUGGAAUUCAAAAUAAAAGUUCGAUAUAAAAAUCUCGAAUGUGUGAUUUGCUGUAACGGAAACACUGAACAAGGGCUGUUUAUACAGGGGGCGAGGUUUGUGUACCAAAUUUUCAAAAGUACUUUGAAAAGUAAUUUGAAAAACUUACAAUUGGCUUACUCGUCAGAGCCAUGACCCUCAAUAAAAACUAUAUCAAGUUCGGAACAUUUUUUCGAGGUAAGCAAAGUUAUAAAAAAACUUGCGUAAGUUAUUUGUGACAUUUUAUUGUACCUGAGGAUUAAAUUCAUAUUUAAUACUUUUGUGAAACAAGAACUAUAUAUUUUUAUGGAUAUGUAUUUAUUAGAUGAUCGAGAAAAUUGACAUUUAAUACUUAAGAAAAAGUGGUCACUUAUUUAUCAAAAACUAGGUAUGCUAAGUAUUAAACCUAGUAUGAAAUCUUGACAGGUAAUAUAAACCCAGUUUUAAACACGUUAAAAAAAUGUAUUUUUAGUUUUUGUAGUAUUCUUCGACUAUUUAGAAUCGCCGUAUGUAGAUUUCGAGCACCAAACCAAAACUAGAUCUUAGAGAAUAAACCCGUUUAACUCGAUCUCUGCAACGACUAAAUAGCACUAUUUUUAAUACGACUUCCCAUCCUGUCAACAACCAUCGGGAACUGGUUUUUCAACUAUAAUUACUUAAUUGAGGUUUAUAUAUUAUGUGACUUACUUAUUAAGGCAGAAGAAUGACUUAACUUCUUUUACAAUAAAAUUAUGUCAGUAUCGCAACAUUACAUAGACGACAAUCUGUGCUAUGUAAAAGAACCCACUGAACUAAAUCUUUCCAACCGGUCAGACAUCACAUAUCAAAGAUACGUUGUCAGUACACACCCAACUUUACAAGCACUCAAGAGAAGACGCCUUGGAGAGAUAGUCUGACAAAAUGGAACACCAUGUGCAAAUUAGCAGUGCCCUCGUCAUCUUAAUAGUUCACCUAACCCCGAUAAUUUGGGCAGAUCCGAUUCCAUCGUCUGGAAAUAUUGUCCCAGUUAAAGAUUCAGAUUCCUUGAACAUGGUUGCCACCCCCACUCCUGGUGCGAGCAUAAUUCUGCCCAUUCUUUCAGCGUCUACGACACGGGCGGAGAGAUCUGGAGGAAAAGGAAAGUGGAAUAAUCGACAGAAUAAUAGACGCCGAGCUCCCACCCCCGUCGUCGUUUCCACCCCGGUUGUGACCAGUAACGAAUUGACAGAUUCGGACAAGGAGAUGAUCCUCCACUCGAGUGAAAUGCAGCUGGAUCAGGGCGAAAAUGGGGAGGACUAUCUGCACGAAGCACUUGGUCAAGGGGAGGAGGAACAGAUUGUCGGUGUUGAUCGGCAAGGCAGACCAAAGACGUCGACCACUGGUGCAAAUGCGGUGAUGAGUCUGGCUGAACGGCUGGCGGCGUCAGGAAUCCAUGUGGACGGUGGUACGGCAAAUUUUGGGGGAGGGCACGACCUAACGGCGGGAACGAGGGGGGUGUCAGGAUCAGCAUAUCCACCGCCGGGUGGGAGUUAUCCAGGACCAAUCUCCAAUCCAGGCUUUGGGGCUGGAAUUGGUGGAAUAGGUGGAGCAGGGGGGUGGGUUCAGCCCACGAUGGGAUGGGGACAAACUCCGCCACAAGUCCCUCAGAUGAGUGGAUGGGCCGGAGGUGGACAGCCUAAUGCGAAAGUGGUCUGCUAUUACUGUACUAUCAACGCGUAAUUUGGUGAUGGGGUACUCAUAAGGGGGAAUUUUUAGGGUGUGAUUCAGAGUAAUAAUUUUAACGCAUGUGUGUAAGAGACAUUUGUACAGAGAUUUUCAUUUGCAUACGAAGUAUUUAGGAAUUAACGAUAACAGUCAAUAUAUGUAUACAAAUAAUCGAAAUUAUUAUGUAGAUAGUUGCAAUUAGGAUUAAGAAUACCUACAUAUUUUUUACAUUAUCAAGUCAGAAUUUUAUGCUUAUGUAAAAAUUGGGGAGAAAAUGCAGUAAAAUAGGUCAAUAACGAGGUUGAAAACUUGUUAGGGAAGGAUGUCGCGGUCAUACAUACGAGGUCAUAUUUAUUUAAAAUGGGCAAUCGAAUUGAUCGAAAUUUAAAAAUAUGGAAAGACUGGUUUUUAUAUUUUUCAUACUACUUGGAAAAGUUUAUUGAUUUUGGGCCGUUAACAUUUUUUCUUUCGCCGUAACAUGGGGAUGAAUAUAUUUGUACUUAUGUAAUGUACACAAAUAAUCAAUUCUACAUACGCGUAUUUAUUACUUACUUCGACCAAGUUUAUUUUUAUCAAGUAUUUUGUAUUGUAAGAUCACGUGUAUUUAUAUUGAACAAAUGUUAAAAUGAAAAUACUUCGAAAUGAUGAGCAAGCUUUAAAUAAAAAUGGCACAAUUAAAAUAAAAUUCUGACAAGAAUGUUGUCAGUAAUUGUACUGUAGGUGUAACAGAAAAUGUACUUCUCAACUUUCAUCACCUUUAAGUAAGCGAAGUAAAUUUAAUUUGGCCUCAAAAGCCUGGACUACGACGGCAUUAUAAUGCCUUUCACUAAUUCGCCCAAGUGGUCUCCUACUAUUUCCUUGCACAUCCAAAGUUUUGACCCGGUGCUAGUUAUUCUGACGUACUGUCACAUUUUCCUCCCGCCAAAGCUCUAGACCUAAGACUAGAUUAGUGGCGUGCUCAAACUACUCCAGGGACUGGAGUCCAGUCCGGGGGAUAUUCCUGGACACAUCUUCAUUUUAAAAGUUUUCGUUUAAAUUGUUUAUUUAGAUAUGUAGGUAUUUAUAAACUUCUCUUUUGUAUUUUUUUAGUUAAAUUUUUUUAAUUGCAAAAAGAGUGAAUAUUAUUUGCCAAACUGCAAUACAUUUAAAAUAUUCAAGAAUCGAUUUAGUCAAGCCGGUUGGCUCGAGUUUAAUUUGUGAAUGGAUUUUCAUGUACCCUGUCAGCGAAAUAAUUAUGUGGAUUGCAAGGAUUGUAAAAGAUUAUGUCUGAUCCGGUUCAAGUUUGCAAAAUAAUAACUAAACAAAACAAGUUAUUCGGGAUACUGUUUUUUGUUAGCUGGUGCAACGUUGAUAGCAACGAGUGGAAAAAUUAGCAUUUGCGAUAAAAUCAUUUUAAGGGUUUAUGUCACCUAAGCAGUUCGAAUUGUUCCGGACUUGUUCAUAUUUCGAUCAGUCUCAAUGUACUGUACGACAGAAAUUGAUGGCUGCUUGAAUGUUAUGUAUUUAAAAAUAUUUACAAAAAGUAGAUCGACAACUUGACCAAAGCAUUAAAUUGAUGCUGUAAUAAUGUAAUUAAGGGCAUAAAUUCGUACCAAUACGCCAAGAUUGAAGGUUAUGAUAAUUUAACUACGGGUUGAGGUAGUUCAGGGUGAUACUUAAUUUCAAACGGUAAUAAAUCAAAUUUGCAUAAAAAUUUGCAUGAUUGAAAACUGGUCUAAUGAAUAGGUAGUUUUAUGCACGGGAAUAAAAAUAGUUGUACCUGUUGCAUAAAUUUGGAAAGGGAAAGUGAAAGUACAGCCAAGAUGUAUUAAAGAAAGUUACAUCCUCAUAUAAAUCUACCUAUAUGCGUAAUUUAUUGGUGAUCAUUGGCAUUGAAAGGUCAUUAUACUAUCAUGUUAUUUAAUUUCAUAUUUCUGCUGUAGAACUUCUGCACAUGUCUAAAAUAGAAAUUUGCACGAAUAUGCUUUGAAAUCAGGUACUAAUUUUUGCACUUGAAUUUUUGUGUAAACACUUCCACAUUUCACUUUGGUUAGAAUAACUCAAACCUGAUUUCGCAACUUGCAAAAAUGAAUAUUACGUAUAUAAUGCUUAGCUUAACGGCACGAAUUAAUUUUCCUUUCAUUUCGCCGCCACUACCACGCUGACCGUGUUAGGGUUAAGUCGUUCGAAAUGGAAAUUUUCAAAAAUAGAAAUUUAUUCGCAUAUUUGUUGCUGAUAACUGGAAUAUGGGAAAGUGCGUCGCUAUCAUUUGGGGAUGGUCUCCGUACCGCAAUUUUAGAAAUAAAGCAAGGCACCAACUGGAAAGACGGGUUGAUCAAGGCCUCCCUCGAAGAUGACGACGAACUCUCCAGUGACGAGGAUGACAUACAUUUUAAAGAAGAUAAGGCCUUACCUGGUGUUGGAGAGUUACAAAAUAAUCCAGCGACAAGAACCAGACCUGUCUUUGAUCUGGCGCAGUGGGCCAUCGGCAUCGGACAGAGUACGGUUGCUGGGGUGGAUUACGGAAUUAAUGGACCCCGACCAAAUGGAUGGGGAUGGGGUGGUAGCCAAGGAGGCUGGGGGCUCGGAUGGGGGUGGCCUCAAGGUGGAAAUGGCCCAUUAGUUGGCGCCUCAAUCGUAGCUGGUCAAGGAGGAUGGAACGUGAAUUGCGGUGGGGGUUCGGGUGGUAACAGGGUGGCCAUUGGAUUAGACGGAUGCUCAACAGGUGGUGUUAGUGGUGGUGGUGGCGUCGGUGGAUGGACGCCAUCUUACCGUCCUCCAUCAUAUAAUCCAACUCAAUCAUAUAAUAGGCCAUGGGCAGGAAAGCCUCCAGGAGCCACGCUUGGGGGGUACAAUCCAAAGACGUUUUGUUUCUAUUGUCUCAUUACCAAGAAGAAGAGAAGUAUUAAUUAGUGGGGUAAAUUAUGAAAUUGUAUAAAUACUCGAACUUAUUGUUUGUUAGUGUCAUAAUUUGUUCAAACAUAUGUACCCGUGAAAGUUAUUUAUUCUGGAACACAUACCGUUCUCGAUACUUUUUUAAAAUAAGUAUAUUUCCCUGUAUUUAGAUAAAUAAGUAAAUGCCUGUAUGUACAUAUGUAUGUACAUACGUUUAUAAUACUGUAUAUGAAUAUGCACAUGCAAUUUCAAAGCUGAUGUCAAAAAUAAAAUAGCAUUACAUAUGCAUUUAUUUUGCUUUAAAUAUUUCAAUAUUCACAAGUUGGAAUAUUCUACUGUGUUCGGACGAUAUAAAUAAACAUAAGUAUUUAUAAUUGUGCAAAUCUGAAUAAAUCAAUAUUCAAGGAUGGGUUAUA
Molecule: messenger RNA, 5155 nt
Organism: Folsomia candida
Lineage: Eukaryota; Metazoa; Arthropoda; Collembola; Entomobryomorpha; Isotomidae
Exons: 7
Coding region: 1083-1880 (265 amino acids)
Source: RefSeq, a predicted model, not a curated record